Molecule: messenger RNA, 1497 nt
Organism: Coprinopsis cinerea okayama7#130
Lineage: Eukaryota; Fungi; Basidiomycota; Agaricomycetes; Agaricales; Psathyrellaceae
Product: chitin deacetylase
Exons: 5
Coding region: 1-1497 (498 amino acids)
Biological process (GO): carbohydrate metabolic process
Cellular component (GO): membrane
Molecular function (GO): chitin deacetylase activity
Source: RefSeq, a predicted model, not a curated record
AUGCGGGCUGUUAUACUCUCAAGCUUGCUUUCCCUUUCCCCCGCAAUCCUUGUCGCCACAGCACGCGAAAGCGGCGCUAAUUGGCAAGCGCGUCAAAACCAUGCGCUUGAGGCUCGCCAGGAUCCCGCUGGGGUGGCAGACGAUGCAGCGGUGUCGACUUCAUUGCCGGCUUCAAACCCUGUCGCUGCACCGACCCCAGUGAAUAGCGGUCUGGUGAUUGCACCCCCAGCGACCACGCCGGUGGGUUCAGUGUCGGCCCCAGGCGUGGCCCCGACGACCUAUAGUUUCUCCUUACAAGCUACCAACCCAACCGCCGUGCCGCUUUCAAUGAUUACAGCGGCUCAAUCCAGCUUUCCAACUCGCCCCCUCGCCUCGACGGCAACCGCAGGAGCUAAACCCUCCUUCAUCCCCGGUGCCCCAGACUUGCCAGACGCGUCUUUACUUCUUCCCAUCAAUUAUCCAGUGAUGGAUGCUCCCCCACCGACGGAUUCACCUGAAGUCCAGCAAUGGAAACAGGACGUAGCCAAUUCUGGGAUCACUAUACCCGACUUUGCACCUACGAUACCAGGUGGCUGCGCCUUUAAUCAAGCGAUUGCGACUGAUCCCAACCGAUGCUGGUGGACCUGUACUGGGUGCACCCGUGACGCAGACAUCACCCAGUGCCCUAAACCUAUGCAAUGGGGGCUGACCUACGACGACGGCCCUGGUUUCUACACCUCUAAUCUCUUGCAGUACCUCGACGAAAAGAAACUCAAAUCGACUUUCUUCGUCGUGGGCUCGCGUGCCAUCCAGUUCCCUCGUAUCCUCCAGACUCAAUAUCUGGGUGAACACCAAAUUGCCGUGCACACUUGGAGCCACACCCCACUCACCACGCAGACCAAUGACCAGAUCAUCGCCGAGUUGGGUUGGACGAAGAAAAUCAUCAAGGAUGCCCUGGGAGUCACACCCAAUAUGAUGAGACCUCCCUUCGGUGACAUCGACGAUCGAGUUCGAGCAAUCUCUAUCGCCAUGGGCUUAACUCCUGUCAUUUGGACGCGCACUAGUCCAGUCUCUACUUUCGACACCGAUGAUUUCAACAUCCACAACGGCGUGACCCCCGUCUCAAAGGUGCUACAGAACUGGCAAAACAUCCUCUCCAGUGCGCAAGGAUUGGAUCACGGAUUCAUCGUCCUCGAGCAUGACCUCUUCCAGGAAUCAGUCGAGGUCGCCACUGGUUACAUCCUUCCUGAUGCCCUCGCGCACAACCCCCCUUUCAGCAUCCAGCCUGUCGUCCAAUGCCUGGGCAGGUCAAUGGGCGAUGCGUACAUCGAAACCAAUAAUAACAAGACCAAUCCUCCUCCAGGGACUUCCGGAGGAAGUAACGCGCAGGAUGGGGACUCGGACUCUGGUUUCGCUGGCCGACAGUUUGAACUACAGAUGAAUCCUACCACGCUAGGUGGUAUGAUUAUAGGCAUCUCUGGCUUCGCUGUCGGAUUUCUUGCGAUGCUUCGAGUUUAG